This is a messenger RNA of Trichoderma harzianum CBS 226.95, 2412 nucleotides long. RefSeq lists its product as hypothetical. The transcript is spliced from 3 exons. Gene Ontology annotation, molecular function: 5'-flap endonuclease activity; crossover junction DNA endonuclease activity. The record is from RefSeq and is a predicted model, not a curated record. Lineage: Eukaryota; Fungi; Ascomycota; Sordariomycetes; Hypocreales; Hypocreaceae. Bases 1 to 2412 code for a protein of 803 amino acids.
AUGGGGAUCAAAGGGAUAUAUCGAGAGCUAGGCCCUGGCAAAAGGAUCGCCCUGUCCAAGCUUGCAUCCGACAGCUUCGUGGAACACAACCGGCCCUACCGCCUUGCUAUUGACAUUGCUAUCUGGCAGUUCCAAAACCAAGCUGCUCGCGGCGGCACCAACCCCGCGAUCCGAACCCUCUUCUACCGACUUGUCCGUCUUCUCGGCACGCCAAUCCAGCCAAUUUUCGUCUUCGACGGCCCUAAUAAACCAAAGUUCAAACGUCAUAGGCGAUCCGGUCGGGGCGAUGGAUUCGCAGCGGCUCACGCAAAGAGGCUUAUACGACUCUUUGGGUUCGUAGUUCACGAUGCACCAGGCGAGGCCGAGGCCGAAUGUGCCUUUCUACAAAAGAACGGCAUUGUUGAUGCUGUACUGAGUGAAGAUGUGGACACAAUUAUGUUUGGAUGCACACGAACGCUUCGGAACUGGUCGGCCGAGGGCAAGAACGGAAAGCCAACACAUGUCUCCAUGUACGACGUCAACGAUUUGAACAUGGCCAACCUUGGUCUCGAUCGAGAGGGAAUGGUUUUGGUGGCCCUUAUGAGUGGCGGCGACUAUAUCCCGGAGGGAGUGCCCGGCUGUGGGCCAAAAGUUGCAUGUGAGGCCGCCAAGGCUGGCUUUGGGAAAUCUCUGUGUCAACUUCGAGCCUCAGAUACAGAAGGUAUACGCCAGUGGAAAAAGUCAUUGACGCAUGAGCUUCGAACCAAUGAAAGCAAAUAUUUCCGCACUCGUCACAAGGCCCUAGACAUUCCGGAGGAUUUCCCAAAUGUAGAGGUGCUUCGCUAUUACACCCAUCCGGUGGUGUCUCCUGAAUCCACGUUGGAAGUAGUCAGGCAAAGGCUAAAAGAAACCAGGGAAAUCCAGUUGGAUGGCCUAAGGGAAUUUACCAGGGAAACAUUUAAUUGGGAUUUCCGCAUCGGCGCAAUCAAAUUCAUCCGUGUGCUCAGCGAGGGCUUGUUUGUGAAUCGCAUGUAUCAGGACGGCGUUAAUGGAGACUCUUUUGUUAAGAGAAUAUCAGCCCGUCGGAACCAUUUCAGCACGGACAACACGUCCGAACUUCGGCUCGCUUACAUCCCCGAAGAAAUCGUGCCCAUCGAUAUAUCAAAUGAAGUGGAGGAAGAAAUUACAUAUGCUCGGAGCGGCCUAGCUCUCAAUAGCGAUGAAGAGUUUGGAACAGCUCCAGACAACCUUGAGGACGCCCAGGGUGGUGGUGGAAAGACAUUUGAUAUUACAAAACCAGAACUCACCUGGGUCCUAGAAGAGGUAGCCAAGAGGUUUGCGCCAAGAGCUGUCCAAGCCUGGGAGGAAGGGAAACGGGCAAAAACAACAAAAAAGAAGGCAACAACAUCGAAGACGAAAAAGGAUGCCGCGAUGCCUCAUGGGGCUCUCGACAGCUUCGUUCGCAUCACCAAGGCAGUUGAAACACAGGGGAAAGCUACCAACAGCGUUGCCUCCGACUCAAACAAGGAUGACAGUGAGGUUAAUGAGUUUAGCGAACCAGAUCUCCCUCCUCUUCCUCGAUCAAGUCAAUUACGCCGACCACAAACGCCACCAUCACUGCGAAAGUCCAGUAAGCAACCCGCGCCCAACGCACCUCCUAGCUUGGACCGUUGGACAGUAACCAGCUCACCAGACCCAACUAGGCGUCAUGACGAUGCAGGAGUUUUCGAGACUAUCGUCAUUUCGUCCAGCCCUGCCGGCGGCUCAUCGCCACUUUCACGAUCUUUGCCGUCGUCGCCAAUUACAACAACCACCACCACCUCUGCAAGUCGUGAUGGCGAGAUAUCAAAGUCAAUACGGUCGAUUCUUGCGGCGGGUGCUUCGUCGCGGGUGAGAAGUGAGCACGAUACAUCGGCUUCUUCUUCGAUCACGAAACCAAAGCAAAAGACGUCGUCUCAUCACAAGGCAUCGCAAGGAGCAACAAAGCUAAGACAGAUGUCAAUGGACAUGUUUACACAAAAACUUCCUCAGUCAGAUACGAGUCGCCCCAGUUCAUCUAACAGCGGCAAUGGCAGCAUAUAUAACUUAAACUCUAGCAGAGAGGACAUUACUACACGAACGAAGGCCAAGGAAGUCGAGAUUAUACUAUCUAGCAGUCCCGAAACACCACGUACAUCUCGCCCUACUACGAGCAAACAAAAGACUCGCAUUCCUCCUCCACAGCGCGAUAGCAGUCCCGGUCCCGCUACAGGCAAAAAGAUAUACGUCCCCAACGGGACCGGCUUCUUCAAGGAGAUUGAAGUUGGUGAGGACGAAUAUGAAGAGAGAAUCUCGCGAGAAGUACAGUCGCUUCAUGACCGUGGCAUUAGAGCUGGCGUUACUAGAUGGAGUGAUGUGUCUUUUAUCGAUCUGACAGAUGCUCCGAACAAUUAA